Molecule: messenger RNA, 1768 nt
Organism: Aspergillus versicolor CBS 583.65
Lineage: Eukaryota; Fungi; Ascomycota; Eurotiomycetes; Eurotiales; Aspergillaceae
Exons: 5
Coding region: 91-1554 (487 amino acids)
Biological process (GO): transmembrane transport
Cellular component (GO): membrane
Molecular function (GO): transmembrane transporter activity
Source: RefSeq, a predicted model, not a curated record
AGCACAUCAACCGGAAUCCAGAAAGAACGCACUUCAUUUAAUCCUACAACCUGUGGGUUAUACGUCUUGACUUGACAUCGAAUCCUAGAGAUGGACUUGGACAACAAAUUAGACCUGGAAGGCAUCCACGUUGACGAUGUCGGGGCAGAAUACACUCCCGUCAUUUACAGCACUGCCGAAGAGCAGAAAGUAGUUCGGAAGUGCGAUCUACGCGUCGUACCAGUCCUCAUGGUUCUCUAUCUCCUUGCCUUUCUGGACCGCAUUAACAUUGGUAAUGCACGCCUGCAAGGGCUCGAGCAUGAUCUGGAUAUGAAGGGAGAGCAAUAUAACUACGCGCUCUUUAUAUUUUUCAUUCCUUAUAUUCUCUGCGAGGUUCCGUGUAACCUUAUUAUGAAGAAGUUGGCGCCAUCCACUUGGAUCAGUGGGAUUAUGGUGGCUUGGGGCUGCGUGACCAUUGGCCAGGGGUUCGUCCAAAGCUGGUCUGCCUUGAUGGCCUGCCGCUUUUUGCUUGGAUUAUUUGAAGGUGGAUUUCUGCCUGGCUGCGUCUACCUAAUCUCGAUGUACUACAAACGAUUCGAGCUUCAGUGGCGGGUGACUCUCUUUUUCACUGCCAGUAUUCUAUCCGGUGCAAUAAGUGGGCUACUCGCAUAUGGAUUGUCCUAUAUGGAGGGAGUUUGCGGGUACUCCUCCUGGCGGUGGAUAUUUAUUCUCGAAGGCAUCGCGACCGUCGUUAUUGCGCUCGUGGCAAAAUUCCUGAUUGUGGAUUGGCCUGAGACUGCUCAUUUUUUGCGUGCAAGAGAGCGAACGAUUCUUCUUUCACGGCUGCGAUCCGACACGCAAUCGUUCCCCAUGGAUCGCCUGGACCGGACGGCCAUAGGGAGAAUACUGAAAGAUAAAAAGAUUUACCUGGGUACGGUCAUGUAUCUAGGUGCGUUAACUACGGGAUAUACAUCUUCAUUUUUCAUUCCAACAAUCAUUAAAGGCAUGGGAUGGGAGUCUUUGAUGGCCCAAGUGAUGAGCAUCCCGAUCUAUAUAGCGGCGGCAAUCAUGACACUUUGCACAUCCCUCCUCAGCGAUAAACUGAAGCAUCGUUUCGGUUUCGUUCUUUUAGGAUGCUGCAUAUCUACAGUAGGUUAUAUCAUCUUACUUGCACAGCAGUCAGUUGCCGCUGGUGUGAGAUACUUUGCGCUGUUCGCUGUCACUGGAGGGGGCUUCAUUGCUCAACCUGUCCUUAUAGGAUGGUUGAGUAACAAUAUGAGUGGGCAUUACAAGCAGGCCGUGGCGUCUGCAUUCCAAAUUGGAUUUGGAAACUGUGGUGGCAUUGUUGCUAGCAAUAUCUUUCUGUCUUCUGAGGCGCCGUCCUAUCCUACGGGCUAUGGUACGAGUCUGGGAUUGAUUUGGUUGUGCGUUGUAGCAUCUGUCAUAUUCUUCUUGCUUCUCUGGCGAGAGAAUAGGCGGCGGGAUCAGGGGGCGCGAGACGAUCGGAUGGCGCUUGAUCCAGAUGAAGUGCAGAAUCUGGGUGAUGACCAUCCUGGAUUCCGGUUCACAUACUAGUUGACGGGAUAGAGUUGCAACAGCAAACCAGGUUCAGAAACUGAUAGAUUGAAUCCAUGCUUGUCCCCAGUCACAAUUACAUAUGAUGAAAAAGAUGCUUCACAGUACUUUGAAUAUACAGAUACCAAUGCUAUCAUCCUGGCCUCACAGUAGACCUCCCAACGGGUAUCCGUACUCGAUGACAUCCGUACUAGACUGGGGCAUAAGAAGGUCG